GUUGCACAAUAAGUCACCUGAUCUCUCGGGACUUCGGGUCAUUGGAGCGCGCGCCUUCGUACACCACGAGAGAUACCGAAAGAAGCUGGACGACAGAGCUUUCGAAGGCAAGCUAUGUGGUUUCGGCCUCGACAGCCAGACCUACCGGUGCCCUUCCAGUAUUCCACUGAAGCAAACGGGUACGAGAGCGACGUGCUGAGCUUCACCUCCCUGCUGGACAGCCCCCACUCGACGAGCGCUCUGGACUUCACGGCGCAGAACGAACUCCUUCGGCAAGAAGUCCGGAAGAUGCAGCAAGACAAUCUCGCUCGGGAGAAGCUUCGCCUAGAACUGGACGGGCACGAGGACGAACAUGGAAACGGGCAAGAUCUCGGCGACGGGGACGCUCCAUCACCACAUCUCCCAUCGACGCCAGCUGGAUCGUCAUCCGAGACCCACGCAUCUAGCCCCAGUCCAUCAUCGUCGAACCCGACUGAACCGGACACUUCUGCAUCAACUGGAUCCUCCGGCAUGCGGCGCCUGCAAGUCACCAGAGCCAGCACGCGCGGGAAGCCCACCAGCGACGAUCAUAUCGACGUCAACUUGGUUCCUGCCAAUCUGGAAGUCACCAUGAACGACCGCGGUCGAGCCCAUGCUACAACGGGCCGCGUGGAGCCAUCCGGUCUUUCCUUCACUCAGCUGGCUGAGAUAGCCGAUCAAGCCCAGCUCCCAUGCCCUGGCGAUACUGAGGAUUUCGCCCACGUUGCGGAAGACCCCUUCACGGUGCCGCGUGCUCACGCCUACGUCACGACCACUCACGAACACCACGGGAUCUUGGAGGAGACGAAUCAAGCGAUCAAAAUCCCCAACACCUACGACGAAGCCAUGAGCUCUCCCCAGCGCGAAGAAUGGAAAGGAGCGUGCAGCAAGGAAAUGGACAAUCUGCGGAAACACAACGUCUACAAUCUGGUCCCCCUCAGCAGUGUUCCCAAGGGAGAGAAGAUCCUCGGAACGAAAUUCGUCUUCGAGAAAAAGCUGGACGGACGCUUCAAAGCUCGCCUGGUAGUCGGAGGACAUCGUCAAGAGCCAGGACAGGACUACGGACGCAGCUACGCACCAGUAUGCCGUAUCGGGAGCAUUCGCAUGACGUGCGCCAUUGGCUGCCACAACAACUGGCCCAUCUACCAACUGGACGUUGUCGGUGCCUUCCUGAACGCCCUCUGCGACAGAGAUGUGUACGUCAGACCCGCCCCCGGUACAUCCGCCAAGAACUCCGCGACGGGAGAACCCAUGGUGUACAAACUAGAACGGAGCCUCUACGGCCUAUCGCAGUCGCCUGCGCUCUGGAACGACACCCUGGACGAAUCCCUCACGGUGUUCGGAUGGAAAAGGACUCAAUCCGACCCCUGCGUGUACGUGUAUACCAGCGGCAACAUCAUCGUGAUUCUCACGGUCUACGUAGACGACAUUCUCAUCACAGGAGGAGACCAGCAGCUCGUGGACCAGAAGAAGAAGGAGCUCACGGAUCGAUUCGAGAUGACCGACAUGGGAGAGGUAAAGCGGAUCCUCGGGAUCGACGUGCAGCGAGACUACGAGCAAGGAACCCUGGCCAUUUCACAGGGGCACUACGUGAACACACUUAUGGAGCGGUUCGGAAUGCAAGAGGCCAACCCAGUGAGCACUCCUGGAUACGGAGUGGAAAUCUCCACGAAUCAACCUCAGGACCAAAUCCUGGGACCCACGGAAAAGAAAAUUGACCAGUCGAUGACAGGAAGCAUCCUCUACCUGGCCCAGUGCACGCGAUUCGACCUCUCCUACGCUGCCCUACAACUUUCCAAGGCCUGCAGCAACCCAGCGCAGGUGAACAUGACAGCAGCCAAGCACGUUCUGCGAUACCUUCGGGGUAAUCCAGUUCUUCCUAUCGUCUACAAGAGAGGACAGUUUCGGCUAGCGGCGUUUACGGAUUCAUCCUUCGGAGCAAACCCCGACAACGGAAGAUCUACCACGGGAUAUCUCUUCUUUCUGGCUGGAGGACUCAUCAGCUACGGUGCGAAGACUCAAACUCUAACCGCGCAAAGCACGGUCGAAGCCGAGAUUCAAGCACUUAGCUACUCAGCCAGAGAGGCGGUCUACAUCUCAAAUUUUAUGACGGAACUCAACUUCAAGACCUUCGGAUCGGUUCCCAUCAACAGCGACAGCACCGGAGCGCUGACAGUGGCCGGGAAUGCCAUGCACUCUCCACGCACGAAGCACGUGGCCCUGAGGUACUUUUCAUCCGGGAGCUAG
Ectocarpus sp. CCAP 1310/34 is the source of this 2265-nucleotide messenger RNA. Lineage: Eukaryota; Phaeophyceae; Ectocarpales; Ectocarpaceae. The record is from the annotation of a GenBank genome assembly.